GGCUUUUCUGAAAGGAUGGCUUCCUCCGCUCCCUCGUCCUCCAACGAUGCCCCGGACCCCACCCCACCUAAUCUGCGACCUACAACUUACGACUCGUGGUGCGGCGUGGCUCACGGGUGCACCAGGAAGAUCGGGCUGAAGAUAUGCGGGUUCCUGCAAAGGACCAACAGCCUGGAAGACAAGGGCCGGAUCGCCAGCUCUCUGAAGGAAAGGCAGUCAUCCAAGAGCCUGCUGGCAUGCGAGAACAGUGAGAAGGAGUCCAGGUUCCGGCGCACCGAGACAGACUUUUCCAAUCUGUAUGCCAGAGAUUUGUUGCCCUCCAAGAAUGGUGAGGAGCAGACCAUGCAGUUUCUGCUGGAAGUUGUGGACAUCCUCCUCAACUACGUGAGGAAGACUUUUGACAGAUCCACCAAAGUGCUGGACUUCCACCACCCACACCAGCUCCUGGAGGGCAUGGAAGGCUUCAACCUGGAGCUUUCAGACAACCCUGAGUCACUGGAGCAGAUUCUGGUGGAUUGUCGGGACACACUGAAAUACGGAGUGAGGACAGGUCACCCUCGCUUUUUCAAUCAGCUGUCCACAGGACUGGACAUUAUUGGCUUGGCAGGGGAAUGGCUGACAUCUACUGCUAACACAAACAUGUUUACCUAUGAAAUUGCUCCUGUCUUUGUCCUCAUGGAACAAAUAACACUUCGAAAGAUGAGGGAGAUUAUUGGAUGGUCAAACAAAGAUGGUGAUGGAAUAUUCUCACCUGGAGGAGCGAUCUCCAACAUGUACAGCAUAAUGGCUGCACGCUACAAGUAUUUCCCUGAAGUUAAAACCAAAGGCAUGGCUGCAGUCCCUAAACUGGUUCUCUUUACCUCAGAGCAUAGUCACUACUCAAUAAAGAAAGCUGGAGCUGCACUUGGAUUUGGAACAGACAAUGUUAUUUUGAUAAAAUGCAAUGAAAGAGGCAAAAUAAUACCAGCUGAUUUGGAGGCAAAAAUUCUGGAAGCAAAAGAAAAGGGAUAUGUUCCUCUUUUUGUAAAUGCAACUGCAGGCACAACAGUAUAUGGAGCCUUUGAUCCAAUACAGGAGAUUGCAGAUAUAUGUGAAAAAUACAACCUCUGGCUCCAUGUUGAUGCUGCCUGGGGGGGUGGACUCUUAAUGUCCCGAAAGCACCGUCAUAAAUUGAAUGGAAUAGAAAGAGCCAACUCAGUCACUUGGAAUCCACACAAGAUGAUGGGAGUGUUGUUACAAUGUUCUGCCAUUCUUGUCCGUGAGAAGGGUAUCCUUCAAGGCUGCAAUCAAAUGUGUGCAGGCUAUCUCUUCCAGCCAGACAAACAGUAUGAUGUCUCCUAUGACACUGGAGAUAAGGCAAUACAGUGUGGUCGACAUGUAGACAUUUUCAAAUUUUGGUUGAUGUGGAAAGCAAAGGGUACAGUAGGAUUUGAAAAUCAGAUCAAUAAAUGCCUGGAGCUGGCAGAAUAUCUCUACACUAAAAUCAAAAACAGAGAAGAAUUUGAGAUGGUUUUUGAAGGGCAGCCAGAGCAUACAAAUGUAUGCUUUUGGUAUAUUCCUCCAAGUCUCAGGGGCAUGCCAGACUCUGAUGAGAGAAGAGAAAAGUUACACAGGGUGGCACCAAAAAUCAAGGCAUUGAUGAUGGAGUCAGGUACCACCAUGGUUGGAUAUCAGCCUCAGGGCGAUAAAGUCAACUUCUUCCGAAUGGUCAUCUCAAACCCUGCAGCAACUAAGUCUGACAUUGACUUCCUCAUUGAGGAGAUUGAGAGGCUGGGGCAGGAGCUGUAG
Serinus canaria (Common canary) is the source of this 1788-nucleotide messenger RNA. RefSeq names its product glutamate decarboxylase 1 (gene GAD1). The coding region runs from base 16 to 1788 and encodes 590 amino acids. Gene Ontology annotation, biological process: GABA biosynthetic process. Gene Ontology annotation, cellular component: presynaptic active zone; cytoplasm. The transcript has 16 exons. The record is from RefSeq and is a predicted model, not a curated record. NCBI's taxonomy places the organism in Eukaryota, Metazoa, Chordata, Aves, Passeriformes, Fringillidae. Gene Ontology annotation, molecular function: pyridoxal phosphate binding; glutamate decarboxylase activity.